Messenger RNA from Micropterus dolomieu (smallmouth bass), 2546 nucleotides. RefSeq names its product inositol-tetrakisphosphate 1-kinase-like. Bases 738 to 1817 code for a protein of 359 amino acids. The record is from RefSeq and is a predicted model, not a curated record. Gene Ontology annotation, cellular component: cytoplasm. NCBI's taxonomy places the organism in Eukaryota, Metazoa, Chordata, Actinopteri, Centrarchiformes, Centrarchidae. Gene Ontology annotation, molecular function: inositol-1,3,4-trisphosphate 6-kinase activity; inositol-1,3,4-trisphosphate 5-kinase activity; ATP binding. The transcript is spliced from 10 exons. Gene Ontology annotation, biological process: inositol trisphosphate metabolic process.
UGUUGUUGCUAACUGCAAUGCACCCAGACACAGCCGGACAAGCUAGCUUACUUUAGCUCCAUAAUGAUAUUUGUGUGUAUUGUUAGUACUGUUUGUAUUAACAGUAACGGUUAAGUUAGUAACUGUAAGUUGGAAAGGCAGAAGGCUUCUUUUGUGCAUUAGCAAGUAUUACCAUGGACUAAAACAACGGGGAAAACGUCUCUCUUACCGACUUGGUAGAGGCGGCCCUCCGGUGAAAAUAUGGUGAUGUGUCGGUCGAAACCUGCGUUUGAACCGCGGGACAUUUUUUCUUCUCCUCGUGACCUCAGAUGAACUUCACAGCGCUUAAUGUGUCUUUAUAUUAUUAUUGGCCUGAAUACUCGGCGAUUCUUUCCUGUCUGACGGUCAGCAAAUACAGAGCUGCAUGUCUGUGCUGCAGGAUAAUGGAGUUACUUCCCGGAGAGAUUUUUACUUUCUCUUUCAGUUAUGUUUGAUGAGUGAGGUGCAGCAGCUCCAUGGCCGGCCUCGCUUCAUUACAAUAGGAUGGCAGCAAUAAGGAAGUCGGGAGACUUUACCGGCAGGACUGGCGCUGUCUCUUUUUCACGUGAGCACAAAAGACAGAGAGCACUUUUUAAAGACUCGUCAGCAGAAAUAGUCGAGGGAGGGUUGAAUGGAGAGUGAGGUAUCUACUCAGACCCCCCUCUCUCUGUCUGUGGCUGCUGUCCCUGGCUGCUGGUGGCCUCCACACUCACAGCCAAAUGUCAGGCCGCAGGGUUGGCUUCUAUCUCAGCGAUAAGAAACGCAGGAAGAUGAACCUGGACGCAUUUGCAGACUUCUGUGCGGUCCAUGGAGUGGAAGUGGUGGAGAUUGACCUCACACAGCCACUGGUGGGGCCCUUCGACGUCAUCAUUCACAAGCUGUCUGAUGUCAUCGUGGAGGCUGAGCAUGACAGCCAGUCGCAGCAGCUCCUUGCCAACUUCCAGAGCUAUGUGUCAGCUCAUCCCAGGACAGUUCUUCUGGACCCCCUGCCUGCCAUGACCCAGCUACUAGACCGCUUUGCCUCUUAUCGGAUCAUGAGCAAGCUGCAGAGUUCGCUCCGAGACUGGUGCAUCUGCAGUCCUCCUUACCUAGAGGUCCACAGUGCCAGUGGCCUGUCAUCCAUUCAGCAGGCUGUGAUGAGCCAAGGCCUAAGCUUUCCUCUCAUUUGUAAAACCCGAGGGGCACAUGGCUUGCUUUCUCAUGAGAUGUCUCUGAUCUUCAGUGCGAGGAGUCUGGCUGAUAUCCAUCCUCCCUGUGUGCUCCAGAGCUUCAUCAACCACGGAGCUGUUCUGCACAAGGUGUUUGUGGUAGGAGACAGACACUUCUGCGUAGAGAGGCCCUCACUCAAGAACUUCCUCUCCGGUCCCUGUGACAGGAAGACCAUCUUCUUCAAUAGCCAUCAGGUGUCCAAGCCUGAGUCAAGCUCUGAUCUCACAGCACUGGAUGAGCAGAUGCCGUGCCCGCCUCCUCCCAGCUCUGAGGCCGUGGCCGCCCUGGUGAGAGAGCUCCGAGUUCAGCUUGGCAUGGCUCUUUUUGGCGUGGACAUCAUCAUCAACAUACACACACACACUCUCACCGUUAUCGACAUCAACAUCUUCCCAGGCUAUGAGGGAGUGCCCCAGUUUUUCUCCUGUCUGCUCAGCCACAUUGAGUCAGUGUUGGACAAACAGACCUCCGAUGGCCCCCAGGCUACUGGCUCUUCUGAGUCAACACAGACUACAGGUGGUCCAUCUGCUGCCUGCUCACCUCAGGAACAGAUCGUGGACUGUACUGCUUCGUCAGCUUCUCAGGACAAGUAAAGCACUAGUUUUUACACUGACCUAACUCAGCUGUUUUCAAGACUUUGUGUUCAAUUGUAAGAAGAUAUUUAUUUGUAAUUUGUAACAUGACUUGAUCUUAAACUGUAUCUCCUGUAAAUCACACUAAUGAUGUUGCUGCAGCUGUAAUGUGCUGUAAGUGAUUCUGCUCUUUUUACAAGUCGACAAACCAAACGGACGACACAAACUGGUUUAAUACACUUUCCGUUUAUUGAUUGACAGGUAGCAUAGAAGAUACAGCAGGCACAAAAUACAGCACUCUGAUUGGUCAGUAAUAUUACAAAUGGUGUUUUUGUUGUCAUUUUUUUCCCUGUUCGAAAUGUCCUCUGUGCCCUUAUGUCACCCCCAACACACACACAGACAUUUCCUACGUCUGUCUUGCUCGUUUGUAAUAUACAUUUUGUGGAAAGAUUUUGCACUUCUAUAGAAAAAGAAAACUACAGUACAUUAAUUUUUCAUUUAUUCUCAAGUGAACAAAUAUCUCAUCUUUGGAAUAGACAGCAAUGAGCCCAUCAGUGUUGACUGAUCACGCGUGUGUUAUUACUACGGGUUUACACAAGGUGACCGGCUUCUUUGCCAGAGUUCAAACACAACAAUGUAUUGUAAAUCUUGGCUGUGUAGAAAAAGAUAGAUUAUAUCUGUUAUGUGAGUACUAUAUGAUGCACUUUGAUUACACAUUUAAAUACAAGAAAUAAAUCAUCAUUUGGCUAA